Molecule: messenger RNA, 2886 nt
Organism: Ipomoea triloba (trilobed morning glory)
Lineage: Eukaryota; Viridiplantae; Streptophyta; Magnoliopsida; Solanales; Convolvulaceae
Product: receptor-like protein 50
Exons: 1
Coding region: 1-2886 (961 amino acids)
Molecular function (GO): protein binding
Source: RefSeq, a predicted model, not a curated record
AUGCCUGGUGAUAAAAUGAGGGUGCUGAUGUUUACCAGGAUUCUUACAGUGGUACUACUUUUCUCAAAUUUAUUCAGAAUAAAUGUAAUGUGUGCAUUGGGUCAGUGUCUUCUAGACCAGAAGACUUCGCUUCUCCAGAUACGAAGUAAUCUUACUUUCGAUCCUUUGGCCUCAACAAAAUUGGUGCAGUGGGACGAAAGAGAUGACUGCUGCAAGUGGCCUGGUGUGGGGUGCAAUGGUGCAGGAUAUGUUACGAGCCUGGACCUCAGCAACGAGCCAAUCACCGGGGGAUUCAAUGUGUCUCUCUUGCUGAAACUAAGAUUGGUUUCGGUUAUUAGGCUUGAUGGGAUCAAUUUGUCUGUUCCAUUUCCAGACUUCUUCUCAGAUUUCACCAAUCUGACUGUUUUGAGCCUCGCGAGUUGCAACUUCAGUGGAACGGUUGAUCGGAAAGUAUUCCAGGUACGAACGCUGCAAACCGUUGACUUAAGUUUCAAUGAAAUGGUUGGGGGGUCUUUGCCAGACUUCCCAGAAAAUGGAUCUCUUCAGAGUUUGUCACUUUAUAGUACAAAGUUUUCUGGGAAUUUACCUGAGUCCAUUGGAAACCUCAGAAUGUUGUCUCAUAUUGACCUUUCAGAUUGCAGUUUUAGUGGAUCAAUCCCUGCUUCUUUUGGAAAGCUUACCAAUCUUGUUCAUGUGAGUUUGGCUAGGAAUCAGUUUAGUGGUUCAAUUCCAUCUUUUAACCUGUCCAAAAACCUCACUGUUUUAGACCUUUCUAGUAACAAAUUUACAGGUGAAAUCCCAUCAUUUAAGCUGUCCAAGAACCUCACUGUUUUAGACCUUUCUAGUAACAAAUUUUCAGGUGAAAUCCCUUCCUCUCACUGGGAUGGCCUUGACAAUCUUGAAGCUCUAUACUUGAAUAACAAUUCAUUUUCCGGGCCAAUCCCAGCUUCACUGUUUUCCCUGCCAUCACUUCAGACCUUAUAUCUUUUCAUGAACAAAUUUUCUGGCCGAAUAAUCGAUUUGCAGAAGAAUGUGAGUUCUCCACUGACAGAUCUUGAUUUGGGCAGCAACAACUUGGAAGGGCCGAUACCCUCGUUCUUGUUUCAACUUCGGGAUCUUUCAUCGCUCUCGCUUUCUUGGAACAAAUUCAGUGGUACUGUGCAGCUAACCAAAUUUAAGAACCUUGAGAGUACUUACAAUCUUGACUUGUCCUAUAACAACUUGGCAAUUGAGACAAACAUAAGUGAAGCAGAACUUCCCUUCUUCCCUCAGUUCCAAUUCUUAUCAUUAGCCUCUUGCAAUCUGCAGCAAAUUCCUGAUUUUCUGAAAAAUCAAUCUAGACUGGCAAUGCUAGACCUGUCCAGCAACGCUAUAAGCGGGGAAAUUCCUAGCUGGAUAUGGGGAAUCAAUGAUGGGUUUGUCCGAUAUCUCAACCUUUCUCACAAUCAUCUUACACACAUCCAAGAGCCAAUGGAAUACGGUCGCCAUGAUUACCUUGAUCUGAAUUCCAAUCUGCUAAGCGGAAAGGUUCCACCGUUGCCACGAGCAGCAGUGCAUUUGGACCUCUCAAACAACAACUUCUCCUCCACAAUGCCUCCUGACAUUGGUGAUCAGCUCCCAAAUAUUCGCUUCUUUUCCAUUGCCAACAAUAGAGUGAGCGGAAGAAUCCCGCCUUCAUGGUGCCAUGUAGCCCUUCUCGAAGUGCUCGACUUGUCUUACAACUCUCUGCAAGGCACAAUCCCAUCAUGCCUGGCUCAGAAUAACACCAACCUUGGCGUAAUCAAUCUUAAAGGGAACCAUUUAAGUGGCGAGAUACCACAAGUGUUUCUGCAAAGCUGUUCUUUGGAGACAUUGGAUCUCAGCCAGAAUUUCUUCGAAGGGCGGCUUCCUCCAUCCUUGGUGAACUGCACAAAGCUUAAGGUCUUAAAUCUUGGAAACAAUACAAUAAGUGAUACCUUUCCUUGUUGGCUCGAUAAAUUGUCGAAUCUGCACAUACUUGUACUAAGUUCCAAUCAAUUUCACGGGAGCAUUUCUUGCCCUGGACUUGGUGUAAACAGCAGCUGGCCAAGCUUAAGGGUCAUUGACUUAGCCUCCAAUAAUUUCAGUGGAACCCUACCAGCCAAUUUGUUCUUGGGACUAAAAGCAAUUAUGGUUGACAGGGAUAAAGCAGCAGAGUUAGAGAUUAACUACUUGCACUUCACUUCAGCAGCCUGGAAGGUUUACUAUCAAGACUCAGUCUCACUUUCUCUGAAAGGAAAUGGAAACUACAAUAUACAGAAAAUUCUUACUCUCUUCACUUCUAUCGAUUUUUCGAAUAACCAAUUCCAAGGGAGCAUACCAGAGACCGUUGGAGAGCUUAAACUGCUUCGUCUCCUUAACAUCUCUCAAAAUGCCCUGACAGGCAAUAUUCCUCGAUCUCUUGAACACUUGAAAGAUUUGGAAGCACUGGACCUGUCACUCAAUAGCCUCACGGGGAAUAUCCCGGACCAGCUUGUGAGCCUAACCUUCUUGUCCUUCUUGAACUUAUCUCACAACCGUCUCGUUGGAAGGAUUCCACAAGGCAACCAGUUUAAAACCUUCGGGGAAAGCUCGUUCGUGGAAAACAAGGGGCUAUGUGGAUUCCCACUUCAUGUGUCUUGUAGUGGCAAUAAAGAACCAGCAUCUCCAGUACUGCCAGAACUAGAGGAGGAAGAAUCAUCUGACAAUGCUGAGAUCUACACUGGCAUUGGCUUAGGAUUUGUUGGGGGUCUAGGAGGAAUCUUUGUGCCACUUUUGCUGUCCAGAAAAUGGAGAUCAUAUUAUAACAAGAAGAUUGAUGGAAUUCUUUCAAAGAUACUCUUUCAGAGAGAUUGUGGGGGAACAAGAUUUAGAAGCAAAAGCAUCUAA